CAAAAAUGACAAAAAUGACAAAAAUGACAAAAAUGACAAAAAUGACAAAAAUGACAACAAUGAUAAAAAUGAAGAAUGACAUCAAUGACAUCAUCAGAAAUGACAAAAUUAUUUACAAAAUCUGCAAGACUCUUUCGUAAAAAGGUAAUUUUUCUAAUUCUAGAUUUCUUAUUUUGAUUUUUUUUUUCAUCAUUGUUAAUUGUAAUCGAUCGCGCUCUUCCGAAUGAACUCUUAGGGAAAACCGCGCCUCCAACUUCGGAAAGGAAUAUUGAGAGCAAAAACAAACGGAGAGAGAGCUUUCGCGCACGGUCAUCCGGAUUCAUUUCGUAACCGCCGCGAUAUAUUUGAACUUAUCACGAAACGUGACUGUUUUCCGCACCACAGUCGCAUGGCAAAACUGAACGGAAUCGGUCGUUUCCCUUGAGUCGUCUCAAAGUGUUGAUAUACUUCUUAUUUUAAGAACUGUGCAAACAAAUGCAACAAUUGAGUGAUAGUGUUUAAUAAAGAUAAACUUCAAGAUGCUAUAUGUGACUGUUUUAGUAGUCUCCGGAUUGUUGGCUUCUGCCCUCUCCAAGCAGUGUCCAAACUCGGACGACGUUUGCGUUCCGGUUCGAUAUUGUCCCCCGAUUGAUUCGGCCAUCCGGAAGCUUUUGAUUAAGCCGAACCGGACAUUGGCGAAUCAAAUUUAUAAACGAGCAUGCCAUUCGGUUGACGAGGAAGAGCCCAGGGUUUGUUGCAACAUUGCCGAUCUACCGGUUGACAAAACUUGUCAGACGAGGGCCGGCUACGAUGGACAAGGACGUUGUGUAGCCCCCGAAAAGUGUCCAACUAUUGCCGAUGGUUUGAUAAGUCUCCGACAAAGUGCCAAUUUGAGGGCCGAGAUGGAACGGGCACUAUGCUAUCGGAACGAGACCCAUUCGUACUAUUGCUGUCCGGAAAAGGUCCUGGCCAAUAAGGUCAAACCGCGGGACCGUCCUACAUCGAAAGUUUCCAAACGCAGCUUCCGAGCCGUCGAAAAUGAAAAUCGGGGAUUCCCUCGGCUGGAGCUAGAGUUCAAUUUCGAUCGCGUGGAGAUUGGCGCCAACCAAUUAACGAAUGAAUCGCCAGACUUCGAGGCGGCGUGGCCUUUCUUACAACGUCUAGGAAUUAUACGCUUUUUUAAACGAUGAUACGAAUCCCAAUUGUUUUUUUUUUAUUUUUGUGGAACAACUGA
Molecule: messenger RNA, 1213 nt
Organism: Uranotaenia lowii
Lineage: Eukaryota; Metazoa; Arthropoda; Insecta; Diptera; Culicidae
Exons: 3
Coding region: 519-1169 (216 amino acids)
Source: RefSeq, a predicted model, not a curated record